CACCCGCUGGAUUUCGUUGUUAAUUUGAUUUUUUAAAAGAAAAGCGAGUGAAAUUUUUGUUACACAAACUUUUGAUAGUAACAGUUUGGGCGGAAAUUAGUAUAACGUUGCAGAUUGUUGUGGUUGAUUGGUCGAAUUUGUGAGUUUGGAAAAGCGAGGGUAAGCAAAUAAAAUGGAGUGGAGCUUGCCCGUGAAUGAAAUGCUCCGUGAUGACAUCACCAUGAUCACCCACACUCUCGUCGUGCCGCGUUUCCUCGGAGUUGCCCACGACUUCAGAAUGAUGCAGGACAGUCUAUCACGUGUGAUCAACACACUAGGCGAGGAAUCGGCUGCAGAACAAGGCCUCACCAAAGUGAUUACCACCACGGAGAAGUUACGCAACUCGCCCACGCAUUUGCUGUAUCUGCUCAAGGAUGCGCAUGCCAAGGGGGGUAAAGGCGAGGUCAUCGGUAUGCUGAAGGUGGGGCGAAAACGUCUAUUCCUAUUCGACGAGCGCGACAAAAUGCGCGAGGUCGAGCCUCUAUGCGUCCUCGACUUCUACGUCAAGCGCGAUCGGCAACGACGCGGAAUGGGCCGCGCGCUUUUCGACCACAUGCUGCUCGACCUCGGUGUACGUGCUGAACAGUUAGCGGUGGAUGGGCCUUCUCCAAAAAUGGAGCAAUUCUUACGUAAAAACUACGGUGUGGAGCGGCUGGUGCGCCAAAAUAACAACUUCGCCAUCGCGCCGUCGUUCUUCGACUCCGUCGAGGACAUAAGUUCGUCAGGUCGCAGCACGCCAUCAUGUGUCGAGCGUCCCGUCGUGCCUUCUCUCAGCCGCUAUGCCGCGUACAAGCCGCAGUCCGCCAUCGCUGAUGUAAUCCACGGUGGUGGUGGUGGUGGUUCGCAUUAUUACCAGACCAGCAGCGGUUGUUUUAUUUCGGUUGCUUGCAGCUACACUCAGUUCGGCCGCGCUAACAACUCACAAUGACGGUAGCGCGCGUCACACGGCCCUCACACUUGCCGACGCUCGGUGGAGUCGCGUUCCUCUUACCAAAUCUCGUUCGAACAGUGAAUUCAUUUUUUUAUGUGAACGCAAAUGAGGAAUCACAUUUCACUAUCACAUACCAAUGAACUUAUCUCAGUGACCACAUUAUGCAUUUAGUAGUGCGACAAUACUAAUAAAUAUUUAUUAUUGAAGCAGCUAAUUGUAAUAUAACUUUUUAUAUAUAGAUUUAGGUUAAACCGAGAUCUGUGUGAGUGCACGCCCGCACGAGUUGAGCGGUGUUCUGCAUAAAUGAGUUAAAACGUAAAGUGACUUAUGAAUGUAUAGUCUGUCUUUUUUUAAGAUGGCGUAAAAUUACAUUUGCAGGUUGCCAGUUUUCCUAAAAUUUUGAAGUAAUCAUGUUGUAGUUGUCGACGUAUACGUGUUGUGAACGUAGGUAAAAUUUUGCCUAAAAUUACUGAAUUGCGAAUGUUACUAAUGAAUACUAAUUACGUUAUUGUAUUUAGUGUGUGUAUGAAUUAAUUUUCAAAAAUCAACAAUUGAAAUGUGUCUGUGCCCAGCAGUUGGACGUAUAAUGGGCCGAUCCUGAAUCAAAUGAAACAAUUUCGCCUAUUUCAUAAGCGCAACCAACUUUCAGUCGAUAGUCGAUAUAAUAUUUAUCGACUGCAAUCAUUAGCUUAGCUUGUAAGCGGGCUAACUCUUUUGCGUAAUGAAUUGUCAUUUUACUCCAUCUUCAAAAACGACAGACUAUUAUCUUAUACCUUCGAGCAUGAAGUUUAAUAUUGUUUUCACUAUUAUCAUUAAAAAUAGUCGUAGUACAUCAAAGAAUUCUUUUCACGAUAUAGAGUUUGUCUAAUAGGGGAAAUUCGUAAAAGUGUAUAUUGUGUGAUUAAACCAUGAAUGCGAAUUACACACACAUUAUAUAUGUGUGGACAGACUCGAAAAUCAUGUAGAAUCUGAUACCGAGGGAUGGGCGAUUAGUAGAAGGGAAUUUUUACUGCUGAUAGAGGAAUUUAGCUAAUUACUUCCAGAAUAUUUGAAGCGACAACUGAAACUUAGUAACAAUUUUGUCAAAAAUCUUUAUUACUCAACAUUUCGAAACUCAUUUUGUGGGUUCACACGAAUAAUAUAUGCAGAGCGCUGCGAAGAAAUCUUUGACCUAUACAAGUGCGACCGCAAUACAAAUCGGUGUUCGACUACAACCAAAGAAAAGUGUCUGUCUUCCGGCUCCGCAGCCUCGUCCACGAAUUUGCACAGGUUAUUUUGUGCAUUGUCAUAUUUAAGACGUAUUUGAAAUUUAUAUCAGCUUAAUUAAGAUCUGUACAUAAAGCAAUGGUGAAAAUAUAAUAGGUGUGUGUCUGAAUUUACUGGGUAUAACUGAAUUUAAAAUAACGUUGUUGGUGAUUGUGAUUUCUUAAUAGCGUUGUAUAGGAAUUAUAUAUAGUAAUUUCGUAUGAUUUUGUAAUUAUAUAGUAAUUUCAUAGGAAUUGUACUUAUUCGGCGUAAGUUAUUAAUAUUAUUUAAUUUAUUGUAUAUUUAUCUUUCUUAUUGCAAUUAGUCUGAACUUAAGCGGAAAUUGAAACAAGAAAAUGGACUUAACACAAAAGUUUAAACUCAAAAGUUGUGCAAUCGUAGUUACCACUCAAAUCACAGAUUUUGAGGUUGCUAUAUAAAAUACUCCUCACUUAUUUAUUUUACUUUCAUGACAAGAGUUGCCGUGAUAGACGUGUGCUGAUUAUAUUAAAUAAAUCAUUUGAAUUGUCUUUUCAAAAAUCUACUCAAAUCGUUCGACUGGAGCAUUCUCGCAUUUUCUUUAAAGAUAGAUAAUUUUACGCAGUAUAUGAAAGAUGAACGUCAGCAAAGACGUGGACGAGAGUGUGUAGCAGGUAAAAGAGGCCUAAUUAAGCUGCGAAAGUUCGUAGCAACCUUUAUAAAAAAAUUCUUAGCAGAGAAUAUUUCAAAAGUUCUAAAGCACCUUUCUGGAAUUUACAUCCGUCACAGAAACGUUCUUAUAAUGUCGAGAAUAUUUAUUCUCGUACUUUUGUGGCCUUGUACGUAUGCUCAGCCGUAACCGACAUGUGCAGUAGAGGAAAAUACCGGCCCCGACCAGCCCGCGCGUGUUCGCUUCUUUCACCGUUUUUCUUCAACAUGUACCUACUGUGAUAUGUGUAUUAAAAAAUUAUGUUAUGUAUAAUAAUAUUAUAAUUUAUCGAAACAUUUUUAUUUACUUCUUGUUUAUUUAACUUCACCCUUUAUUAGGCCGUAACUAUUAAGAUUAAUUGUUAAAAUAGUUAUGAGUAAGGCAAUCCAUUGCAUGUGGUUUUAUAGGUCUCAAUAAAGGGUAAAUUAUGUAUUAUUUGCAUUAUAAUUCUACUAUUUAAGUACUUUGUUAGUGUUUAUCAAUGAGAGUAUCCCAAAUCCAUCCUGCAAUUUUCCUGAGUAGUGCGCUUUCGACAUAAAAAGCCUAUAGUAAGAUUAUUUACUCGCUGCAAACUCGGUCAAAAAUAAUGGGAGCGGGACAUCGAUAUUGCGGUUUCUGUCUCACCUUUAGCGACGUACGCACGUGACGCGUGCGCUUGUCCUUUAUCGAUGAAAACAAUUCGGUGCGGUAGGUGCCUUUUGAGUAAUUUCUUACCUAUUAUAUCGCUAUCGUCAAAAUGUCGCAA
Molecule: messenger RNA, 3648 nt
Organism: Hyposmocoma kahamanoa
Lineage: Eukaryota; Metazoa; Arthropoda; Insecta; Lepidoptera; Cosmopterigidae
Product: alpha-tubulin N-acetyltransferase 1-like
Exons: 7
Coding region: 173-967 (264 amino acids)
Biological process (GO): alpha-tubulin acetylation
Cellular component (GO): microtubule
Molecular function (GO): tubulin N-acetyltransferase activity
Source: RefSeq, a predicted model, not a curated record